Messenger RNA from Onthophagus taurus, 4183 nucleotides. It is a transcript of the gene SIDL, whose product is annotated as SIDL trafficking protein particle complex subunit 10. The record is from RefSeq and is a predicted model, not a curated record. Gene Ontology annotation, molecular function: protein binding. Gene Ontology annotation, biological process: intra-Golgi vesicle-mediated transport; early endosome to Golgi transport. Lineage: Eukaryota; Metazoa; Arthropoda; Insecta; Coleoptera; Scarabaeidae. Gene Ontology annotation, cellular component: TRAPPII protein complex.
UCCGAAAAAUUUAGGGAGUUUGAUCAGCUGUUGUAUUGUUAAGUUAUUGACGUUUAGAAAUAUUUCAAAUACAUUUAUAAAGAACUAAAACCGUUUUCGUUAAUCAAACCGCAAUGUUUUCCUGGUAAAUUACGAAAGUAGAAAACAAUGUGCGUUUUACAGCCAGGUUGAAAGGCUAAAGGUCCCCCAAUCAUGAAUGGUACACUUGAGAACGGCUCGUUCGUGGACCGUCGACCGAUAAUUACUUGUGCUGGUGAAUUAGAAGUAUUUUCUUUAUUAGAAGAUGGGUUAUCACAAGCUUUACCACAAGAUCCAUGUGAUUGGAGACGUUCUCUCGGAAGACCUGUACGUUCAGUACAUAUUGGUGCUAACUUUGCACCUUUUAGUCCAUCUGCUUUACCUAAAAUCACACAAUGGGACUUGAUAAGACAACCAUUGUUCCAUAUUUAUUGGACAGAAUGUACGGAUAUAGAUUUAUAUAAAGCUAAUAUAAAAGAUGAUAUUGAAUGUUGGUUAAAAGAAUUAACAUCACACGAAAUUCCUGAUUGGUUAAUUGUUGUUGUUGAAAAUUAUGAUGGAAAAAGAGCCAAUAAAUUAUUACCUAGAACAACUGUUUUAGAUAAAAUAAGAGCUGAUUUUGCACCAAAACAAGGAGAUCGUUGUAUAUCUGUGAUAAAUCCUGGUAAAGGUGAAUCACGUUCAGCAGAUUCUUGGCGAGGUUUAGUUAGUAGAAUACGGCAUUUAGUCUUAGUAGCAUAUGCAAAAGCGGUUGCUCGUUUAGAAGAUCACGUUCGUCAGCAACGUGAAAGACGAAAUGAGCCAGGUUGGAAUUUCAUGCAUUACUUUAAAUUACAAGAAGAACUCGCACAAGUUCUCGAAAUGCUUGGCCUUUAUGAUGAAGCUCUCGUUCAAUACGAUGAAUUGGACGCGUUGUUUUCCCAAUUUGUAAUUAACGCACAUUCUGGAGAAACAAUUACAUGGUUAUGCAACUAUCAAAAGCCGUUAGAACGAUGGCAUGGAUUUCAAUUAGGUGCGAAUAAAUUGCCGGAAGAUCCAUCAAUUUUGGAACUUAGGGCGUAUUUAUUUGCGAAUCAAGCGCAUAUGUUGUUGCUGACAAAUAAGAUUUGGGAGAUAGCAUCAAGAUGUUUACCAUUUUUGCAUAAUUGUACAAGGGAAAUGAGCUUGUUAGAGAUUGUCGCUCCGGUUGGGGCGCAAUCUUGUUGGUUAUUUCUUGCUUGUAUGGAAGUUUUGCAUAAAUGUGAAAAAUUUAAUCAAGCAGAUCAAGUUGAAGCUUAUUCAUUAAAUACUGCGUCAUUAUGGGCAUAUGCUAGUCAUAAGUUAAAAGACUUAGGAACAUUAUGUGGGUUAAUGCCAGGUGGAACACCAACUUCAGAACAACUACAUUUAGUUGUUGGUUUAUCAGCUGGUAUGGGGGAUAAUCCAGGACCUCCAGGUGCGCCAACGCCAACUGAUAAGCUCAAAAAAGCUUUAUGUUCGCAAGAUGCGUUUAAUAAAAAUUAUCUAGAAUUAGCGGAAUUAGCAAUGGGAACCUAUAAACACAUUGGACGCUUACGUUCAGCCCGUUUAAUCGGUCGUGAGUUGGCAUUUUUCUACAUGCUUCUAGGCGAAACGCAAAAAUCGGCCGCGUUUUUAAACGACGUCUUAAAAACAUUUGAACAAGACAACUGGAAAGAAUUGGCGGCACAAACACAAGUAGAUUUAGCAGAAUGUUAUAAGAAAUCAAAUGAUACUCGAAAAUUUAUUCGCGCUUGUACAGCAAUAGCAUCAUCUCCAGAUAUCGAUACCUUAAUUCGUUGGACUUAUUUCGAUGAAAUGUUAAAAAGUCUUGAAAACCUAGACAAGCCUCUACUAGUACCUUUUAAAGAUGUAGUAAAAGUAAUAAAUGUAUCGGUAAAAAAUGAUCAACCCUUAAUGCAGGAUCGCGAAUAUGAUAUAGAGGUGACUUUGGAGUCGAAUUUUCCAAGAGAGGUAUUGUGUGGAAAGAUCUUGGCUUCAUUAGAAGGCGAACAGGAACAAAGAAAGGGCAAAGAGAAAAAUUCUAGGGGUUUGAAUAAUUAUCGAACGCAUGAAGUCGCUAUGCAAAGAAUGAAAAUUCAAAGACAUAUUGAUUAUAAGCAAGAUAAGCAGAUUUCUAGCGCAAGUGUUGUUUGUGGGAAGCAUGUUUUGAAAAGGACAGAUAGUGGUGUUGCAAAUAAUGGGCAAAAUAGUGAUUUUAGUUUUAGCUUGGAAUGUACUAAACUGCCUCUAAUGCUAACUCCCGGUAUAAAUAUAAUAAGACUGAAGAAAAAAGCGACAAUAGUGGGAAAACGCUCCAUAGGUCACAUAGCUAUUUACAUCGGCAAAUUAGAACUAGUAUCCACUCCCGUUUCACCAAAAAUCACAAUAGAAGUAAAACGGGAAGAACCGUCGAUAAGAUUAGACGAAGGACAAUGGCCGUUACUUUUUGGCCUAGAACAAAGACUCGAACUAACCAUCACCAUAGGAAGUUAUAAAAUUGAUCCUAAUUGUAUAGUUAAAUUAAUAGGUUCGAGAGGCGUUUCGAUUCAACACAAUUUAGAUGCCCCUUUACAAUCAACUAUAGAAAUACCAAUCGAACAAACCGAGCCAGAGCAGAAAACGGUUACUACUCUACGAGUUUUGGCGGAUCAAUUCUCAAAAGACCAACAGAUUACAAUUCGAUGGCCGUUUUCGCAGAAACCCAUCCCCGUAGCUUUAAGUUUUACAACGCCCAUGAGUUGUACAAUGAGGCUACAUACAGCUCGUCAUAGGAAAUUUGUUCAAAUAUCCGUUACCGGUCAAUGCGAUUUACAUUUGACGGUUACAACUCCUAAACUAUUACUUGGGGAUGGUAUUAAUGUUAUUACUCAUAAUAUCCCUUCUAGUCAAAUUAUUACUAAUGGUAUUUCAAUUUCUUUUAUGUGGGAAGUAGAAAUACCAUCAACGAACGAUGGUGGGCCUUUAAAAGGUGAAUUUAGAUUACAUUAUACAGUUCAUUCUGAUUGUAAAAGUAAAAUGUACCAAUAUUACUUUGAUAUAACCGAUUACCAGACUUUAUAUAUUGUUGAAGCAAACGUGGAACCAACGAAAGGUAAUGAAUUCUGCAGAGUUGGUGCUGUUUGUAAUUUACAUUUGUCUAUUAAACCGGCAAAUCAAUCGUUACAAAUCGUCGGCACGAACUCGCUGAUGUACGAAGUAUUGGCGGAACAAAGUGUUUGGGCCGUUUGUGGAAGAACCGCGGGUGUGGUGUCUUUCAUAUCCGACCCUGAACCUCAAACAGUUACGUUGGAAGUUAUGCCUUUAACCAGUGGUUAUCUUCCUCUUCCAUUAAUUAGAUUAUCGAAGUACAUUCCUGCCGAAUUUACCGUUUCAGAUAAAAUAAUGAAACCGGAAACUCACCCACGUUUAGAGCCGUUUAGUGCAGGUCAAGUGUACAAUAGUAGCAAAGGACAGCAAGUUCACGUGAUAGCCGCUUCAACAGACACCCACAUUCAAUAAAAAAAUCUACAAAGCUGCUUUAAGCCAAUUUUUAAAAUCUAAUUUAUCAUAAAAAAUAUUUUUUCGUCUCAAUUUUUUAUACGAUUUUUUUUUAGUUAAAAGAGCCAUAUAUUGUAAAUAAUAUCUAUUUUGUAUAUUUGAUGUAGCCUUUAAACACGCUGAUUAAAAAACAAAUUUAUUGUAGUAUAAUUAAGUUUUUUUCAUAUAGAAAUUGAAUCUGUAAUCAUAUUCAUUUUCUCAUUUUGUACUCUUAUUAUUGUGCCAACAUCCACGCGAUUAUUUAAUUUAGAAAAAAGCAAGUAAACACUACUCAUCACGUUUUCGGCCAAAUCGCGUUACUUUUUUGACAAAUAUCAUGAAUACUCAGACGAAAGAUAUUGCUAUACGUUUGUUUAAGUGAACAAUGAUGCUAAGUAGAGGGUUAUUGUUAAUAUUUUUGUUGGAUUCAAUCUAAUUGAAUUGUUUUAUUCUAUAGAAUAUAUUGUUCUUUAUUUUUUCAUUCUGUUUUUUUUUGGUAGGAGGUUUUUGUAUAUUCUAAGUGCAAAUUAUAUUUUUUACUGUUACAGGUUUUUAUUUAUAAAAUAGUUCAUGUGUAUACAAUGUAUAUUGCAGGUGUAUAUAUCUUAUACUGUGUAAUUAUUACUUCAAUAAAAAUAAAUUAAAUGGA